AUGAUCAAGUCCAAGUCGUUUCUAUCCAUGACGUGCUUGCUGAAGGACACCCGGCGGCCUUUGAGCGCCAAACUGGAACCCAUCAAAAUGUCUUACACCUCAUACGAGUCGGCCGCCGACGGUGGCCGAAAACCGCCGAUCAUCAUCAUGCACGGUCUGUUCGGCUGCAAGUCCAACUGGAACAGUCUGUCCAAAACCCUCCACAACAUGACCCACAGAAAAGUAAUUACUGUUGAUGCACGGAACCAUGGAGACUCACCACAUACUUUAGAGCAAUCAUAUCAGCUUAUGGCUGAAGAUGUUAAAUUUUUAAUGGAAGACUUAGGUGUGGAAAAGGCUUCAUUGAUUGGUCACAGCAUGGGUGGCAGAACAAUGAUGUACUUAGCAGUCAUCUAUCCAGAACUUGUGGAAUCCUUAAUACCAGUUGAUAUAUCACCAAUAAACAGCAAAGAAGUGAGUGAUAUCCAAAGUGUUAUAGAUGUCUUAAGAGGUGUUAAUUUAGAAGUUAAUGGACCUAUAUCAAAAGUUCGGAAAUUGGCAGAUGAACAUAUGAAAAGUUCGAUAGAGAGUCCAAUACUUCGACAGUUCCUCCUAACCAAUCUUAUCGAAGUGAACCAAAAAUACAAAUGGCGUAUAAAUUUGGAAUCCAUCAAUGCUAAUUUCAAAAAUAACCUUGCAGUGUUUCCACCUAUUGAAUCAACAUAUGAUGGUCAAACAUAUUUCAUUGGAGGCGGAGAUUCAGUUUUUUUGAAACCGACAGAUCAUGAAGCCAUCAAACAGAUAUUUCCUUCCGUUAAAUUUGAUUAUAUACCUGGUGCUGGUCAUUGGUUACAUGCUGAAAAACCUAAUGAGUUUUUAAAAUUAGUCACACAAUUUUUAGCUACUGUGUAG
Macrosiphum euphorbiae (potato aphid) is the source of this 891-nucleotide messenger RNA. The record is from the annotation of a GenBank genome assembly. NCBI's taxonomy places the organism in Eukaryota, Metazoa, Arthropoda, Insecta, Hemiptera, Aphididae.